This is a messenger RNA of Penicillium macrosclerotiorum, 1434 nucleotides long. Its product is annotated as acetylornithine transaminase. NCBI's taxonomy places the organism in Eukaryota, Fungi, Ascomycota, Eurotiomycetes, Eurotiales, Aspergillaceae. The transcript is spliced from 3 exons. Gene Ontology annotation, molecular function: transaminase activity; pyridoxal phosphate binding; identical protein binding. Gene Ontology annotation, cellular component: mitochondrial matrix. The record is from RefSeq and is a predicted model, not a curated record. The coding region runs from base 1 to 1434 and encodes 477 amino acids. Gene Ontology annotation, biological process: arginine metabolic process.
AUGUCUACCCUUCGUCUGGCUGCGCGUCGUCUGCCUCGCGCAACCCGACUGGCCCCUUCUCUCCAGUCACCGACCCAGCGACGAUUCGCGGCCUCGGCCAGUGCUUCACAAGAUGCGAAAUCCCAAGCACCAAAAGGUCUCACCCACCCCGAUCCCUCGCAGGACUCCAUCACUCAGUCGUUCAUCAACGAGCGGGCUCCCUUCAUGGUCCCGACAUACGUUCGCCCGGCACCUAUGAUGAUGAAGGGCCAGGGCUGCUACCUGUGGGAUAUGGAGAACAGACGGUAUCUGGAUUUGACGGCCGGAAUUGCGGUCAACUCUCUUGGCCACUGUGACCCCGAAAUCGCCAAGAUUGUUGCCGAGCAGGCCGAAACCCUCCUCCAUGCCUCGAACUUGUACCACAACCCUUGGACUGGCGCCCUGAGCCAGCUGCUGAUUAAGUUGACUCGUGACUCCGGUGCUAUGCGCGAUGCCUCACAAGUCUUCAUUUCUAACUCGGGAACCGAGGCCAAUGAGGCCGCCAUCAAGUUUUCUCGUAAGGUUGGCCGGUCUAUUGACCCCUCGGGCGCCAAGCACGAGUUUGUUUCAUUCCAUAACUCUUUCCACGGCCGUACAAUGGGCGCUCUCUCUGCCACCCCGAACCCCAAGUACCAGACCCCGUUCUCGCCUAUGCUUCCCGGCUUCAAGUACGGAAACUACAAUGACAUUGAGCAACUUCAGACCCUGAUCACCGAUAAGACUUGCGGUGUGAUCGUCGAGCCCAUCCAGGGUGAGGGUGGUGUCAACGUGGCAAACCCGGAGUUUCUGGUUGCACUGCGCAAACGUUGUGAUGAGGUGGGCGCCGUCCUGGUUUUCGAUGAGAUCCAAUGUGGUUUGUCCCGAACCGGUAGCUUCUGGGCCCAUGGCCACCCCUCUCUUGCUCCGGCGUCCGGCGAGGCCGCUCAUCCCGAUAUCCUGACCACUGCCAAGGCCUUGGGUAAUGGUAUCCCUAUUGGCGCGACCAUUGUCUCCGGCAAGACUGUCGCCUCUCACAUCAAGACAGGUGACCAUGGCACUACCUUUGGUGGUAACCCCAUGGCGUGCCGUGUUGCCUACCAUAUCCUUGAGCGCCUUGCCGCCCCCGAACUCCAGAGCGCCGUCAAAGAUAAGUCAACUCUGUUCACCUCUGGCUUCCAAGCUCUGCAGCAGAAGUUCCCCGAUGUGAUCUCAGAGUUCCGUGGUCGGGGCCUGAUCCUGGGCGUCCAGCUCUCCCCGGCUUUCUCGGCCAAGGCUGGUGAUAUCAUUACGGCCGCCCGUGAGCGCGGUCUGCUAAUUAUCACUGCUGGCGACGGUUGUAUCCGUUUUGUGCCUCCGUUGACCAUCACAGAGGAGCAGAUCCAGAAUGGCUUGGACCUCCUCGAACAGGCCAUCGAGUCAGUUGUGACCAAGGCUUGA